This is a messenger RNA of Xenopus laevis (African clawed frog), 1124 nucleotides long. It is a transcript of the gene crygdl.7.S, whose product is annotated as crystallin gamma D like gene 7 S homeolog. NCBI's taxonomy places the organism in Eukaryota, Metazoa, Chordata, Amphibia, Anura, Pipidae. Gene Ontology annotation, molecular function: structural constituent of eye lens. The transcript has 3 exons. The record is from RefSeq and is a predicted model, not a curated record. Gene Ontology annotation, biological process: visual perception; lens development in camera-type eye. Bases 534 to 1061 code for a protein of 175 amino acids.
CCCAACAUCUGUAAUAAAGACAUCCAUACGACUUUAAUGUACCCGCCCUAUUCAAAUUGACAUAAGUGUAAGACCACUAGCAACUUUUAGUUAGCAAAUCUUAGCUAUGAAAUGCUUGCACUGAAAAAUUAUCGCUAGAGAAAAAUCGUUAGCAUUUGGCACCAAGGACACAACAUUGCAUUUUAGUGAAAUAGCGAAGUGGUAAUGAAUUUGCGCCUGGCAAAGUGUGCGAAUCGGUUGCUGGCAACAAUUCGCCCUUUAGUAAAUCUGCACCUAUGAAUAGACUCUGUUCCACUGCUGAGUUGUGGACAACUUGUAGUUGUCCACCUACAAACAUUUGACAAUUGGAAAUGCAGGGUAGCUCUUUCUGUCACAACACAACAUUGAACACAAUACAAUACAAAAGGUCUUUACCUUCCUAGACAAAAACAAAAGCUCUAGGCUCAGCUAAUACAGACAGCAGCAAUACAGGACAUAUAUAAAGGCUGCUUCAUCUCUCCAUUCCAUUGCACUGAAACUUCCAAUCAAUCAAAAUGGGAAAGAUCUUCUUCUACGAGGAAAGGAACUUCCAAGGCCGCCACUAUGAGUGUGGCUCAGAAUGUUCUGACCUGUCCUCAUACUUCAAUCGCUGCAACUCCAUCAGGGUACAGGGUGGAAACUGGAUCCUCUAUGAGCACCCCAGUUACAGAGGACACCAGUAUUAUCUCUGGCAAGGAGAAUACCCAGACCUUCAGAGAUGGAUGGGCUUCAAUGACAACAUCAGGUCCUGUCGCUUUAUUCCUCAACACAAUGGCCAAUACAAAAUGAGAAUCUACGAAAGAGGAGACUACCAAGGGCAGAUGAUGGAGUUCUUUGAUGACUGCCCCAAUACUUAUGAUCGAUUCCGUUUCAAUGACAUUCACUCCUGCAAUGUGUUUGAUGGACACUGGAUGUUCUACGAGGAACCCAACUACAGGGGGCGUCAAUACUACCUGAGACCUGGCGAAUACAGGAAAUACAGUGACUGGGGAGCCUCAAGCCCCAGAAUUGGAUCAUUCAGGAGAGUUUAUCACAAGUUUUAAAUCAAUUCAAACAUUUACUAAUAUAUUUGUAUUAGUUCAAUAAGUUCAAUUAAAGGAACAUGC